Molecule: messenger RNA, 3198 nt
Organism: Plasmodium vivax (malaria parasite P. vivax)
Lineage: Eukaryota; Apicomplexa; Aconoidasida; Haemosporida; Plasmodiidae
Exons: 2
Coding region: 1-3198 (1065 amino acids)
Source: RefSeq, a predicted model, not a curated record
AUGGGUACCUCGGAUUUAAAUUUUUACAUUAACAAGCAUCGGAAGGCAUAUGAGGAGCGGCUGAAGAGGGAGCAGCAGAAUCAACAGGGGAAGCCCUCCGAGGGGGAGCCAGGAAGGGAAGUGGAGAAGGCCCCCCCUAGCGAAGUGACCAAUGGAGGCGCUAAUGAACAGCCCAUCGAAACCGACAGCCGGAGCAAAAACCCAAAUGAGGAAUUCAGUCAGCAUGCUAGUCAGAGCGACGCUACGAGGAACUCCACGAGGGAGGAGCAUAUGAAUCAAGGUGAGCUCCUUUGGGAAGAGACCAACGAGGUUGACGCGGACUACCUGCUGGCCCUGAAGCUGAAUGAGGCCCUGAAUGGGCACGUGGAGCCCCCCAGCGUGGUGAACGAAAACCAGUGGAGCAGUGGGAGCCACGCGAGGAGUGCAGAAAAGAACGAAGACGCAGAGGAUGAUGUUAGGAAGCCGGACAAUUCCUAUGUUGAGUGCCUCCUGGGGGAUAAUAACUACAUGCCUUUUUGCGUAAAUUACAACGUGGGAAGUGCCCAUAUGAAUCAGAACCCGCUGCCCCCCGGUGGGAGGAAUAGGAGGGGUGGCCACUACGUGGACCAUGACGAAGGAGGGCAGAUGUACGGGCCCUACAACCUUCGUAGCAGGAGCAACCGAGUGAAUGGCUUGCAGAGUAGCAACCAGAGCGGCGGCAAUGGUGACGAUCGCUAUGCACCCCAAUUGAGCGGCGGCAAUGAUGACAGGCGCUAUUCACCCCAUUUUAGCAGCGCCCACGAACCGCUUAACAUUUCCAUAAGCUCAGAUGACGAGGAAGGGGAAGUCCAAGUGAAGAACGUAGCGGCGAAAAGUUACCUGUCGCAGGACGAUGGGGUGAGAAGCGGCAGCGACGUUUUCUACGUUCAUGACGAAAAUUUGUCCCUGACGCCAAGGCAGGGUAAGCCAAGUGGGCAAGGCAAUCUGGGAAGGCCAGUUUCCACCCGAGGGGAAGACUCAAAGGGGGAAGUAACCAUCGUUGAGGGAACCACCGUUGGGCGAACCACCGUUGAGCGAACCAUCGGUGAGGGGCCGAGAGAGGGACGCUUUUCCAACAAGGGGGCCCACCAUCACGAGCAAGGGGACCCCGAUGUGUAUAUUCAGACGCUUAGAGAAAACGGAGGAGAGAUGAUCCCCAGGGUGAUGGGAAAUGCAAAUAAUUUUUCCUUCCAAUCGGUAGGGGCUCAAAGUGGUGGAGGAGGAGACCCACUCCCCGGACAGUAUAACAAUUGUGGGGGGGGUCUUCAAGUACCCAAGUGCACGGUGGAGAAGGCUGCCUAUAACCUGGGCGAUGUCUAUAACGACCACUUUGGUUUCUCCAAUGGUGGGCCAUUUCAGCCUCUCCAAAGUGCAGCCACAGAGGUGGGACACCCCAGCGGGAGUAGCCAACUUAGGGGAAACUACGUGGAUGCCUCCCCUAAUGAUGAGUACACAGAUGAGGGAAGAUACUACGCGCACUACGAACGGAUGAACCUACAUGGAAAGGAAAAGGAGAAAAAUAAAUUGACGAUUGAAGGUGUAUACGAUGUGGAUGCAUACGGGGAGGGGGUGCACAACGGGUCGUUGUUCCCCUCCAGGGGGAGGAACCGCAACGGAGGAAAAGGAGCAGAAAGGGCAAAAAAUGGGGAAGGGGAAUACUACAUGGCACAAGUGCAUGGCGGUAAUGAUGUGAUCCCCUUGGAAGGAGAGGACCUCUCUGGUGGAGCCCCUUCGCCGUAUAAGGCGAGGGCGAAGAAGAGCAGGAGGGGAGAGAGGGACACCGCCCAGGUGGAGAGCAUCCACAGCGAUGAAGGGCUGUCUCAUGGGAUGGUCCAACCUGAUGGCGCACCGCAGAUGGGAUACACUAUGAAGUCGUCCGGAAAACCCCCCACGAAUGAAAAAAUUGAAGACCCAUACUGCUGCAAAGGUGAGAGUUACGAGGCACCGACGGGGCGUGGUUUGGAGGUCACCCAUGAUGAUGGACUUGUUCUCUUCAAGACAGGUUUGGGAAGGAGGGGCGAGCCACAGGAGGGGACAAACAGCCCCACCAUGGGGGGAUGCAACAGGGGAGGACGGUACCCAAAGAGUGGCUUACCCUAUGCUGACGUGGGUGGGGCCAUCACGCAAGGGGAGCCUUCCCCGUUUGGUAUGCUCCCCUUCGAGAAGGGCAACCCUGUGGAGCGAAGUGCAAACGGUUACCUUCUAAACAACGCUAUGAUGCACAUGGAUGACAGCGCAAAGGUGUUUGCAGAAAUGGCUAGCAUGUGUGCCCCUGCCCAGAAGAGUAGUCGUGGUCUCCCCUUUGAGUCGUUGCACCCUGGGGGGGGGGCCUCAGCUGGGCCAAUAACAUCGGAGGGGGGUCUUCACUCCAGAACGAAUGAACAGACGGAGCUGUUUAGCGGCAGCCACGUUAAGUCAAGCGGGAGGGCUUUCACACUUAACCAAGUGGAAGAUAACAAAAAUGUAAUUUUGUUCCACUGUAAAGAUGGAGGGUUGAGUGAAGGGGCUCCUCACGCGUUGCCCAAUUAUGUAGAAGGGGGGAAGAGCUGGUCUGGUGCCCCCCGAGGUAUGUCAAAUGGGCAGAGUGGCGUCUAUUUCCACGGGGAAGUGUCAUCAUCGUCAUCCCGCUGCAUGGUGGAACCUCCCCCCCCACGUAGUGAAUUCCUCCAAAGGGUGGAAAUAAACAGGGGAGCCGAUUACCAAGGAAAAGCGGAAGAGAAGAACAAAGGUGAGGGUCCCUACGGACAUGUGGUGAACGGCAUGACGCCAAACCGAUUCAGUGGGAGCGGCCACAAUAAAUAUUUUGCAAGUGGGAAGAGCCCCGUUGUUUACACUUUAGGAGAAGCCCAAGGAGGGGCAGCACCGGACGUGUACGUCAUUGACGAGGGCACAACAUCUGGUGAGCCACAUUUUACGCAUGGACGAAGCGUUUACUAUAAUCCCAUGGGGGGCUAUCGCCAGGGGAUGAUCCCCAAUGAGGAUGCACAUCCUGUUGGUGAUGUGCAGGGGGAAAGCGCAGGUUCGGUUAAAGUGGAAGAAGCGGAGAUGGAGCAGGUGCAACGUGGGGGGGACGCGAAUGACAACACGACGUCUGCGAUCGACCAGUGUGAUGAGGAGAGCGCCAACGACGAGGACCUCAGUGUGCAGCAGGCCAUCAUCAACAGCUUAAUUGAUUUGUAG